Molecule: messenger RNA, 3559 nt
Organism: Leucoraja erinaceus (little skate)
Lineage: Eukaryota; Metazoa; Chordata; Chondrichthyes; Rajiformes; Rajidae
Product: docking protein 2-like
Exons: 6
Coding region: 102-1772 (556 amino acids)
Biological process (GO): cell surface receptor protein tyrosine kinase signaling pathway; positive regulation of MAPK cascade
Cellular component (GO): cytoplasm
Source: RefSeq, a predicted model, not a curated record
CACAGCUCACUACUUUAAAGCAAGUUUAUCCAACUCUCCAGGGGCAGGAGCCAGGAGAGGAGCAGUUCGCGGUACGAGCGGCAGAGGAUGAAGCGUGCAGCAUGGAUGCAGUCGUGAAACAGGGAGUCCUUCACACACAGCAGCAGCAGAAGUUUGGCAAGAAAUGGAAGAAGGUGUGGGUGCUGCUGUACGGAGAGACCACCUGUUCUGUAGCCCGCCUGGAGUACUUUGAGUUCAAGGAGGGGGUGAGCCUGAGCGAGAGGCAAUGCACCAGGAAAACAGAGAACAAGAAGGUGAUCAAGCUGAGCGACUGCAUCCGUAUCACGGAGUCCCCGGGCGACACUUGCCCCUCCGACUGCCGAGCCUUCCACGUGGAAACCAUCGAGAAACUCUUUGUGUUUGCCGCAGAAUCAUCAGAGUACGAUGACUGGAAUCAGACACUGUGUGAAAUGGCCUUUCCGAUGUUCUGGGGUGAUCGGCCGGGGCCAAAUAAGGCCGAUGGUUCCCAGCGGUCACAGAAGGUGAAGAAGAAUAUCAUGGUGCCUAUGGAGGAAAACUCACUGUACAGCACCCGCAAGGCCGUGAAGGAGUUCCGGGUGACGGUGAGGAAGACAGAAGCAGCAGAUAGGUGUGGCCUCCAGGGACCGUUCCUGCUCGCUGUGGAGGAGGACAGCCUCCAGCUGAAGGAGCUGGAGCGUGGCAAGGUGCUCUACACCUGGCCCUACAGGUUCCUCAGGCGUUUUGGACGGGACAAGGUGACCUUUUCCUUCGAGGCGGGCCGGCGCUGUGUGUCCGGAGAGGGCAGCUUCGAGUUUGACACCAACCACGCCAAUGGCAUCUUCCAGAUCAUCGAAUCGGCCAUUAAGGUUGUCCGGCAGGGUUUCAGGGAGGACAAGCCGUUGUCCAGCGAUGGGGACAAUGAGCCUCUGGUGACCUCCAGGCCCGGCUCUGCCCAGGAGGCCGAGGAAGAUGGGGAGGUGGGAGAGACUGAGGGCCAACAGCCAGCCAAGGCCAAGGGCGAGAUGGCCAAUGCGACUCUCCCGGCCCUGAGAUGCCUCUCGCUGGAGGUGGCCCCUGAGCCCAGCGUCCGGUCAGCUUCAACCUUGCCCUGGAAGGUCAACCCAGGGUCCAAGGGCCAUGGAGGUCAAGCCAGGGGCAUCCAGCCUGACCUACAGUGCACCUACUCUGAGGUGUUGGAUGUUAUUCCCAGGCCAGCGGCCCGGGGCAAGGCCAGGAAGUCUCGGGACGAGGUGGCAGCAACGGGCCAGGAAUCUGAAUACGCCGUUCCCUUCGACUCUAUCGCCCAGACUCUGCGCCUCGCAUCCCUCCUCUGUCCGCCGGCCAAGGCUCCGGACGGUGGUGGCGAGACCACGGGAUUCUCCACCUUCCUGCCCCGGGCGAGUGAAUACCCGCUGUACGACACCAUCGACGAGCGCGGUUUCGGGCGGCAGGAGACGGUGGCGGCGGCGUGCCCGUGCCCGGCCACGGACCGCCCCAGGGACCAUAUCUACGAUGAGCCGGAGGGCUCGGACGCCCCCUCGCUCUAUGACUACCCGGAGGAGAUGAGGGGCCACGCCUGGAGGCUGCAGGGUCAGGAGAGCGACCCCCGCGGACACGAGUACCCGUACAACCCGCACACCGACGACUACGCCGUGCCCGCCACCGCCAAGCAGGGGGCUAGCAGGGGGCGGUCGGCCGAAGGGUCACAUCCUGAGGCCGGAAAUGACAGCAACUCUGAGUCGGAGUACGACAACAUCUUGGUCAAGAUUUAGAUGCCAGGAUCUUGACCCACGGCCAAUGUAAACACAUCUGCAAGUCUGGUGGACCUCCCAGAUCUUGCUGCCUGGACCCUGGGCUGUGACAUCGGGGGUUGUUUCUCCAACUGCAGAGACAAUAGACAAUAGACAAUAGGUGCAGGAGUAGGCCAUUCGGCCCUUCAAGCCAGCACCGCCAUUCAAUGUGAUCAUCCCCAAUCAGUACCCCGUUCCUGCCUUCUCCCCAUAUCCCCUCUUCCCAAUGUUGGGCGAGUCCAGAACCAGGGGCCACACAGUCUUAGAAUAAAGGGGAGGCCAUUUAAAACUGAGGUGAGAAAAAACUUUUUCACCCAGAGAGUUGAGAAUUUGUGGAAUUCCCUGCCACAGAGGGCAGUGGAGGCCAAGUCACUGGAUGGAUUUAAGAGAGAGUUAGAUGGAGCUCUAGGGGCUAGUGGAGUCAAGGGAUAUGGGGAAAAGGCAGGCACGGGGUAUUGAUUGGGGACGAUCAGCCAUGAUCUCAAUGAAUGGGCGGUGCUGGCUCGAAGGGCCGAAUGGCCUCCUCCUGCACCUGUUUUCCAUGUUUCUUUUUUGAAUUUUUUUUAGAAGUACAAUAUGUUAAAUACACACCACAUAUAUCUUAUUACAUUUGUUGUAACCCUUCGUUUUUUGAGCUUUAACAAAGAUAGAAAUAAAAGAAGUAAGGAAAGUGAGAAAGAGUCUUGAUAGUGCAGGAAAGUGUUGGGAAAAGAAAGACAGUCAGAGAAGAAAGUGAAGAAAUUGACCCUAGAACAGAAUGAAAGAGAAAUAGUCGAUCUAUUAUAAAAAACUCUGCAAAAAGUGAUAUACCAACCACAUCUUUCAUCCCCCGUAUAUUCCAUGUUUCUAACCCUAUGUUCACCGUUGAGGCCAAGGUGCAGGUGAACAGAUCUUACUGUCAUGUGUGUAUCGAGGGACUUUUUGUUGCAUGCUAUCCAGUUAGCGGAAGGACUAGACUUGAUUAUCACCGAGCCGUCCACAGUGUACUGAUGGCAAUCGGCAAUGAGCCAGGGGAGGGUAGAGCAACUGAAGGGCGCGGGAUUCACAUCAUGCUGAGUUGACUCAGCCAUGACCUCUUACCCUUAUGCAGUGUGCUCAUCAUUCAGGGUGCCUUGUCCAAGAUGGGCAGCGAAACGAGAAGGUGGAAGCUGUGGCACUGACAAUUAAAGAACAAUCAGAUAUCUGGUUUUGGUUUGUACUCACUCUGGUCUAAUUUUAGGUUCCUGGUUAACCAACCUCUCUACUCAUGCUAGUGCAGUUCGCAAAGUAACAGUGAACUCAAAUUGGUGCUCGGAGCAAAGAGGAAAUGGAGGGUUUCGGUAAAGGAGGGGUUAGAUCACCCGUGGAUGUCUGUAACUGAUGGGGUGCAGUAGAGUAUCUAAUGUUCCACACACGCAGAUUCCCUGCCCCAUUGCAGAGUUCCAGUUUUAGUUCAGCUCAGUUUAUUGUCACGUGUACCGAGGUACAGUGAAAAGCUUUUGUUGUGUGCUAACCAGUCAGCGGAAAGACAAUACAUGAUUACAAUCGAGCCGUUUACACUGUACAGACGCAUGAUAGGGGACUAGCAUUUAGUGCAAGGUAAAGCCAGCAAAGUCCGAUCAAGGAUAGUCCGAGGGUCACCAAUGAGGUAGAUAGUAGUUCAGCACCGCUCUCUGGUUGUGGUAGGAUGGUUCAGUUGCCUGAUAACGUCUGGGAAGAAACUGUCCCUGAAUCUGGAGGUGUGCGUUGUCACACUUCUGUACCUUUUACCUGGAGUAUUGCGUAUAGUA